AGGUGACGACGUGAGGCGAAGACUGGGACUUGGCUAGAAUACGAGGGGAUGCUGCAGCCAGUAAGUGCGGCUCGUUUGUUGAGUGGGUUGAGUGGCCCUCCAACGGCGGGCUGAGACAGGUGACAAGGGGCCAAGUGAUAUCUGCGGCUCUGUCAGCUCCAGUUCGGCUGAGCACUGAAGGCUUCCUUUCACAUACCAUCGCGUCACUCAUUUUCACAGCCCGGAACAUCGUGGAUGAGCAGAGCUCAAGCUUAUAAGACCUCGCUGGAUCAGCUUUCCAUCUCAUCAUCCACAGCUCAACAGCUUUUCUCUUCAUCCUCGACUUCAAACGGCAUUCAAUCACAUUUGCCGCAACGAACUGAGUCGACAGCUCUACCAAUUACACAUCGGCAACCAUGUCAAUGCAUUCGUUGAGUCCCAGGUCAUCCUCGGAGAGCCUGCAUAGCACACACAGUAGCUCUUCCACGGCCUCCGCUCCCGACCAAUACACUCCAGCUCUUACCGGCCGCAUGGUGUGGGAAGGCGCCGAACUGCGCCCUGCCGAGUACAUCGUGAAGCUGUCUAGUUCCGAGGUCGAAAGCAUCCGGGCCGCUGUAGUUGGCUUCAAGCUCCAGGGGCUCCCACGUAGCGCGAUAUCCAAGAGCACGUUCUCGUUGCCAGCGGAUCUAGCGCGCAAGCUCGCGGCCGCCAGUAGGGAGAUCCAUGAAGGGCUCGGUGUGGUAGUGCUACGUGGCUUGGAUGCGGCCAGGCUCAAUGACGAGGAGGCUGUGAUCGCAUUCGCGGGUGUAUGCUCAUACGUUGCAGCACAGCGUGCGACAGACUCGUACGCCAAUCAGACUUUGAGUCACAUCCGUGAUGCGACCAAGGAGGCCGUUCCAGAGUGGGCGAAGGAUAUCGGACUUGCCGGUUCGAAGAUUACGGCCGCGAUGGACUUCCACAGCGAUCGAUUUUCGGGAGACAUCCUCGCUCUUCAUGUGAGGAACGAUGGUGGCGCAGGUUUGGGUGGUGGCCAGUAUUUUGCAAGCUUCUGGAGAAUCUAUAAUGAGCUGUUGCAGACUGAGCCUGAGGUCUUGGACACCAUGGCGGAGGCUGACUGGCCAUUCGAGCUGAAGCAGAAAGACCAAGCGCCAUACCUUGAACCUGGUCCAACCCUUUUCUUCUCGAGGGGCAGACCCAUAUGUCAGCUCGUUAAGGCACCGCUCCUCGGAAGUCCUCGUAUUCAGCGGCAUCCGAGCAUGCCGAAGGUGUCAGACAAGCAGAUGUAUGCCAUGCAUGUUGUCCAGACUCUAGCGACACGAUUCAGUACGAAGCUCGAUCGUAAGCAGGGCGACAUACAGUUCAUCAACAACUUGAGCAUCAUGCAUGCUCGCGAAGCGUACAAGGGAACCAAUGGGAAGGCGAGCACUCGCCACUUGCUGCGCAUGUUCCUUCGGGAUCCCGAGAAUUCCUGGGACAAGCCGGCCCGCUCCCGCAGCAACUUUGACGAUCCAUUCAUGCCCGGUAGGCCACAAGAGCUGCCCAUUAUUGAUAUGGACCCAUGGCGUGCUAUUAGUGGCCGUGAGAGCCACGGUUGAUUGCAUUUUCUGCGACAUGGGUGGUAAUUCUGACAGCAUGGGAGCACGCGUUCGUUUCGGGCAUUUACCACGUUUCAUGGGCAAGUAAGGAGUAUAGUUUGUGCACUUGGGAGGCAGUCCUGACUUUUAUCAUUCAAUCGCUCAUGGUCUCUGGCUGCAUAUACAGGUUAAUUACAUGAUACUUCAUCGUACAGGAGUCUGAUUCUUGACAUACUGAA
Molecule: messenger RNA, 1792 nt
Organism: Boeremia exigua
Lineage: Eukaryota; Fungi; Ascomycota; Dothideomycetes; Pleosporales; Didymellaceae
Exons: 2
Coding region: 396-1574 (392 amino acids)
Molecular function (GO): oxidoreductase activity
Source: RefSeq, a predicted model, not a curated record